Molecule: messenger RNA, 792 nt
Organism: Kuraishia capsulata CBS 1993
Lineage: Eukaryota; Fungi; Ascomycota; Pichiomycetes; Pichiales; Pichiaceae
Exons: 1
Coding region: 1-792 (263 amino acids)
Cellular component (GO): cytoplasm
Molecular function (GO): phosphoadenylyl-sulfate reductase (thioredoxin) activity
Source: RefSeq, a predicted model, not a curated record
AUGCCUUCUGCAGUUGAGCACAAGCUCAGCAAUACUAUUAGCCAGUCUCAGGUAGACCACUGGAAUAAGGUGUUAUCAUAUUUGACCCCACAAGAGGUGCUGAAAUGGUCUAUCGUUACCUUCCCAAAUUUGUUCCAGACAACUGCGUUUGGUCUUACUGGAUUAGUGAUCCUUGAUAUGCUAAGCAAACUGGAUCCAAUGGAGGGUUUGGACAACCCAAGCCAUCCAGUGGAUCUUGUUUUCGUGGAUACUUUAUACCAUUUCCCUCAGACACUGGAUCUUGUCGACAAAGUGAGGCAGAAGUACCCUUCCGUGAAACUGCAUAUUUUCAAACCUGCUGGAUGUGAGACAGAAUCAGACUUCAAGCAGAAGUACGGCGACGAGCUAUGGGUCAAAGACGACAUGAAGUAUGACUAUCUUGCCAAAGUUGAGCCCACACAGACCGCUUAUAAGACACUCGGAAUUGACGCUGUUUUCACAGGAAGGAGGAGAUCCCAGGGUGGAGCCAGAGGCUCCCUCCCAGUGGUUGAGAUAGACAAGGUCUCCCAGGUCAUAAAGAUCAACCCUUUGGCGUCAUGGGACUUCAAAGAGGUUCGCGAUUACGUGAAGGCCAACGAUGUUCCAUAUAACGAUCUUUUGGACUUAGGAUACAAGUCCAUUGGUGACUGGCAUUCUACUCAGCCGGUGAAUGAAGGUGAAGACGAGAGAGCAGGAAGAUGGAAGGGUCAGGCUAAGACGGAGUGUGGCAUCCACGUGACGUCAAAAUUUGCUGAAUUUCUACAGGCUAAAUAA